GUCCGCGAAUGCGCACCGAUGCACGUGGAUCGUGGAAAAGACUGAUCUCAUAUAAACAUAUCCGGAACACAAUCUGGAGCAACCCGUAAUAACAACAUUAAAAUUAGUUGAAGUACUAUUAGUAAAAAAGAAUUAAAUAUAACAAGAUAAUGGACGAAACAAGCGAAACAGAUCAAAAGAAUUACAUAUCUUGCUUAACAUGGGUCAGGAGAGGAGUAGCUGCUUCGGUACCUGAUAAGAUUGAAUUGACGCCUCAAGAGUUGCAAAAUAUCAUACAAAACACACAGUCAGAGUUAAAUCAAAUAAAAGAAGAAGAUGACAGUGAAGAUGAGGAGGCUGCAGGUACAAAUGAAAGUAAAAAUACCGCCACUGAUGAGGAGAUGAAAGAUGGUUCGGUAAAAGCUAAUGAUGAAUUUGAUUUUGACAAAUAUGAUGAUGAAGCUGAUGAUAUCUAUGCUAAUAUUGAUGGAAUUGCUGUAAUUAAUGAAGGCAAAGAUCCAUUAGUAACAGUCGGAGACAGUGAGGAUGAAGAUUCAGAAAAGGAAGACGACAUUAUAAAAGCAAAUGACAAUCUUGUUCUGGUUGGGCAUAUAAUGGAUGAAGCUAGUAUUUUGGAAGUAUAUGUCUACAAUGAAGCAGAGGGCUCCUUUUACUGUCACCAUCAUGAUUAUUUAUCUUAUAUACCACUGUGUUUCGAAUGGCUGAAUUUCGAUCCCUCAGAAGAAAAACCUGGUAAUCUUUGUGCAAUUGGCAAUGACACUCCUAUUAUUGAAGUGUGGGAUUUAGAUGUAGUAGGUGGUAUUGGACCAGUAUUCAAGUUAGGUAAAAAACCUAAUAAAAAAAAACACAUCAAGCGUGUUGGACAUACGGAUGCCGUACUUGACAUUGCAUGGAAUACCUCUCACAAUCAUGUCUUGGCAAGUGGAUCUGCAGACAAGACUGUGUUGCUUUGGGAUUUGGAAAAUGGAACUCCAAGUACAAAACUAUCUUCGUUUGAGGGAAUAAUUCAGUCAAUAAAAUGGCACCAAACAGAAGCUCAUAUGCUACUUACUGGAAGCAUGGACAAGAAAGUGCGAUUAUUUGACUGUAAAACAGAAGUAGCAAAAACAUGGAAAGCAUCUGGAGAAGUUGAAAAAGUGGUCUGGAAUCGGUUUGAUUCUAACUUAUUUUUUGUAAGUACAGAUAAUGGAUAUAUUGAAUGUGUUGACAUCAGGCAUGACAAACCUCUUUGGAAAAAACAAGUGCAAGAAGUGGAGAUUGCAGGUUUAUCAAUGAGCGUGUCAUGCCCGGGAUUGUUAGUCAGUACUAAUAAAGAUGGAACAAUUAAAGUUUGGGAUGUCAAAAAUUAUUUAGAACCACAAUUGGUCUUAGAGAAACAGACGAAUUUAGGCCACAUAAUCUGUCUUGAAUCUAGUUGUGAUAGUCCUUUUAUAUUUGCCGCCGGAGGAGACAAUAAAGCUAAUAAUCUAAAUGUGUAUGAUUUAUCAACUAUGCCGGAAGUUUCGGAGAGGUUUCAGAAUAGAGAACUAAUUCAUCCGGCUCACGUAGUUGAUUUUUCUAAAACAAAUAAGUUAAACACCGUUAAUGAGGAAGUGAUGGAAGUUGCGGAUGACAUAGGAUCGAUUGCUUUGGAAUCAAAAAGACCCAACCAUAUUACGAAAAAGAAAAAGAAGCCCAGGCAUCGUAAUUUUAAGUAGGCUCGUUCUACAUUACUGUGUAAAUAUAGUUUGUUAAAAAGUAAACGAAAUACAUACUUUUUUAUGCGAA
Molecule: messenger RNA, 1767 nt
Organism: Nasonia vitripennis (jewel wasp)
Lineage: Eukaryota; Metazoa; Arthropoda; Insecta; Hymenoptera; Pteromalidae
Gene: nclb
Product: periodic tryptophan protein 1 homolog
Exons: 10
Coding region: 150-1697 (515 amino acids)
Biological process (GO): rRNA processing
Cellular component (GO): nucleus
Molecular function (GO): protein binding
Source: RefSeq, a predicted model, not a curated record